AUGCCCAGCGCCGAGCCCGAGCACGGCCCCGCAGAGCCCCAGGCGCCGGCCGCCGCGGAGUCGCUGCGCCGCGGCCGCCGGAGGAAGGUCAAGCAGGAGGAGACGCCGGAGAAGAAGGUGAAGCGGCAGGUGAAGGCGAAGCGGCGCGGUAAGGCUGAGGCCGAGCAGGCGCAGCCCGAGGAGAGCGGGCUGGGGGACGGCGACUUCGAGCCCCCCGUGCCCAAGAAGACGAAAAAAGUCAAGGAGAAGAGCAAUGGUUUGGUCGGAGAGAGCGACGCGUCCCAGCGCGCGGUGAAAUCUUCCUCCGCUGUGAGCGGCAGCGUGACAUCCCCGGCUGCCGGAGAGCCGGACGGCGACGCCGAGGAGCUGACAGAAGAAGCAAAAGAAGGCGCUUUUUCUAAUUUUCCUCUCACACAAAACACUAUAAAACUUCUCACAGCUCGAGGUGUAAAAUACCUGUUCCCUGUGCAAGUGAAAACUUUCCAGCCCAUAUAUGAUGGCAAAGACGUCAUCGCUCAAGCGCGAACAGGAACUGGGAAAACCCUUUCCUUUGCUCUUCCACUGAUUGAAAAACUUCAGAGCGUCGCACAGGAUGGGAGAAGAGGCCGUGCACCAAAAGUGCUGGUUCUUGUCCCAACCAGGGAACUGGCCAUUCAGGUAGCCAAAGACUUCAAGAAUUUCACAAAGAAACUGUCAGUUGCUUGUUUUUAUGGAGGAACUCCAUAUUACGAACAGCUUGAUCUCCUUAAAAGUGGCAUCGAUAUUCUAGUGGGAACUCCUGGCCGUAUCAAAGACCACAUUCAGAACAGCAAGCUGCAGCUGUCCAGCGUGAAGCACGUUGUUUUGGAUGAAGUGGAUCACAUGUUAGACAUGGGCUUUGCUGAACAAGUGGAAGAAAUCUUGGGAUCGUCCUAUAAGAAAGGCUCCGAGAACAACCCGCAGACACUGCUGUUUUCUGCAACUUGUCCACGAUGGGUUUAUGAUGUAGCGAAAAAAUACAUGAGAGAAGAGUAUGAGCAGAUUGACCUGAUUGGAAAGAAGACUCAAAGGACAGCCACAACUGUGGAACACUUGGCUAUACAGUGUCGCUCAUCUCAGAGAGCAGGAGUUCUUGGGGACAUCAUUCAGGUCUACAGUGGCAGCCGUGGGCGGACCAUUGUCUUCUGUGAGACCAAAAAGGAGGCAAAUGAGUUGGCUAUGAAUGCUUCACUCAAGCAGGAUGCCCAGUCCUUGCAUGGUGACAUUCCACAGAAGCAGAGAGAAAUUACAUUGAAAGGCUUCAGAAGUGGUGUGUUUGAAGUGCUGAUUGCAACAAAUGUAGCUGCCCGUGGUUUGGAUAUUCCUGAAGUUGACCUUGUUAUACAGUGCUCACCACCAAAAGAUGUUGAUUCCUACAUCCAUCGCUCUGGACGCACAGGUCGAGCUGGCCGGACCGGCAUCUGCAUUUGUUUAUUUCAGAGAAGAGAAGAAGAUCUUCUGAAACAAGUUGAGCACAAAGCGGGUAUUACCUUUAAGCGUGUAGGCGUUCCUUCUGCUACAGAUGUAAUUAAAGCUUCAAGUAGUGAUGCCAAAAAGUUGCUGGAGGCCGUUCCUCCCUCUGCAGUAGACUACUUCAGAAAAUCAGCGGAAGAGCUGAUAGAUGAGAAGGGGGCGGUGGCUGCCCUGGCUGCAGCCCUGGCACACAUUUCUGGGGCAGCUCACAUCCAGCAGCGCUCCCUGCUCAACUCAACAGCUGGCUUUGUGACCAUGGUGUUGAAGUGUUCCAUAGAGAUGCAUACCAUGGGCUAUGCCUGGCGGGGGCUGAAGGAGCAGCUCGGGGAGGAAGUCGAUAACAAAGUGUCUGCAAUGUGUUUCCUCAAGGGGAAGAUGGGCGUGUGCUUUGAUAUCCCUGUUGAUGAACUGAGUAAUAUACAGGAGCAGUGGAGGGACACGCGGCGCUGGCAGCUGUCCGUGGCAAGUGAGUUGCCUGAGCUGGAAGAAUAUCCCAAGGAGGCGGGACGAGGGUUCUCCAGGUUCGGAAACAGCAGGCAAGGAGACCUCAAGAGAAACAGCUGGUUCAAGAGUGGAAAUCGGGGACUUUAACAGAACACUCGGUGAACCUCUGCUACAGAUAAUGGGACUGAGCUGAAUUUUAUGAGACAGUAAAAGCCUGUUAGACACUC
Messenger RNA from Hirundo rustica (Barn swallow), 2162 nucleotides. RefSeq names its product nucleolar RNA helicase 2-like. NCBI's taxonomy places the organism in Eukaryota, Metazoa, Chordata, Aves, Passeriformes, Hirundinidae. The record is from RefSeq and is a predicted model, not a curated record. The transcript is spliced from 15 exons. Gene Ontology annotation, molecular function: RNA binding; ATP binding; helicase activity. Bases 1 to 2082 code for a protein of 693 amino acids.